This is a messenger RNA of Botrytis byssoidea, 1311 nucleotides long. RefSeq lists its product as uncharacterized. Gene Ontology annotation, molecular function: protein binding. Gene Ontology annotation, biological process: iron-sulfur cluster assembly. The record is from RefSeq and is a predicted model, not a curated record. The coding region runs from base 1 to 1311 and encodes 436 amino acids. The transcript has a single exon. NCBI's taxonomy places the organism in Eukaryota, Fungi, Ascomycota, Leotiomycetes, Helotiales, Sclerotiniaceae. Gene Ontology annotation, cellular component: cytosolic [4Fe-4S] assembly targeting complex.
AUGCGACUCCAACACCUCUCCGAUUUCAAGCCCCAAGCCGCGACUCGCGCAUGGGCAUCGAUUCCCAAUCCCAACGGCCUGCCUCUCAUCGCAACAGCCACUUCUGAUAAAUCGGUCCGAGUCUACUCGCUCAAUAACUUCACUUUGCAUUCGACGUUGGAAGGAGGCCAUGAGAGAAGUGUGAGAUCUGCGGCGUGGAAACCGGGGGUAAGGAGAGAUGGUGCGUUAACGAUUGCGACGGGGAGCUUUGAUGCGACGAUGGGGAUUUGGAGACGGAAGGAGGAUGCGGGGGAUGGUAAUGGAAACGAUGGUGGGGAUGGACCAAUGGAGAUGGAGAUUGGAGCGGAUGGGGAAGUGAGUAAAGGGGCGCAGUUGAGAAGAGGAGGAGAAGAGGAGGAGGAUGAGGGGGAUGAUUGGGAAUUUUCGAUUGUGUUGGAGGGACAUGAUUCGGAAAUUAAAAAUGUGGCUUAUUCGCCCAGUGGACAAUGGUUGGCUUCUUGCUCGAGAGAUAAAACGAUUUGGAUUUGGGAAGAAAUAGGAGACGAGGGUGAGGAUGAAUUCGAAACAGUUGCAGUUUUGCAAGAUCACAAGGCAGAUGUUAAAUGUGUUUGUUGGAGAAAAGACGAUGGCAAUGGAGAAGUUCUCGCAAGUGGUAGUUAUGACGAUACGAUUUUAUUAUCGCGCGAAGAUGGCGAGGGAGACUGGGAGACCGUUGCUACAUUAGAGGGCCACGAAGGCACUGUAUGGAAUCUAGAUUGGGAGCCCGAAGUUCUCAUGAAGACAGAAUCUAGCGAUGAACCCUCGGCGCCAGCAACCCCACGACUCCUCUCCUCAUCUGCAGACAUGAGCAUUCGCAUCUGGUCCAAAGUACCGACGCCACCACCCCAAAAUAAACCCUCCUAUUUCAACCCCGGCAUCCCCAGUACCAUGCGCCCCGGCCCCGAGAAUGAGACCUGGGAAUGCACGGCCACGCUUCCUAAAGUCCACGAUCUACCCAUCUACAGCAUUAGCUGGAGUAAGCAAACUGGUCGUAUAGUAUCCACAGGCGGAGACGGCAAAAUCGCCAUCUAUGAAGAACAAACCAAGGGACGAAAUAGUGUGGGUGGUACCAUUGAGAAGGAAUGGAAAGUUCUCACUGUUCUAGAAGGUGCUCAUGGUCCUUAUGAAAUUAACCAUGUUACGUGGUGUCAACGAUUCGACAAUGGCAAGAAAACCCCAGAUGAAGAAAUGGUUAUCACGACGGGUGAUGAUGGACUUACGAAAGCAUGGAGUAUGGAAGAAAACGUGGCAGAAAGCAAGGUAGAAACAUAA